CCGGGCCGCGCCGCGCCGUGCCGUGAUGCUGCUGCUGCCGCGGGCGGGCGGCGCGGCGCGGGGCUGGGGCGGCGGGGCGGCGGGACGGUCCCCGCCGGCGCUGGCCGCCCUGUCCCAGGUGCUGCGGCUGGAGCGGAGCCGCCGCACCGGCGUCGUGUUCCCGCUGGAGAAGCUGGCGCGCUCCCUGGCUCCCGGCGCCGACACGGCGCGGUUCCGCCUCUUCCAGCCCGGCCUGGCCGCCCUGCAGCGCGCCGAGACGCUCUUCAGGUCCGGCCGCGACCACGCCAUCGACUACGUGAGCUCCGCCGUCCGCAUGGACCAUGCCCCGCCGCCGGCCCUGCCCGAGGUGUGCUUCAUCGGCCGAAGCAACGUGGGGAAAUCAUCUUUAAUCCGGGCCUUGUUUUCGCUGUCUCCAGAAGUGGAGGUCAGAGUGUCAAAAACUCCGGGCCACACCAAGAAGAUGAAUUUCUUCAAAGUAGGGAAGAAGUUUAUUCUGGUGGAUAUGCCAGGAUACGGCUACCGUGCCCCACAGGACUUUGUGGAGAUGGUGGAGGCCUAUCUGCAGGAACGGCACAACUUGAAGAGGACUUUUCUGUUAGUUGAUGGUGUAGUAGGACUCCAGAAAACAGAUCAUAUUGCAGUAGAUAUGCUGGAAGAGUUUGGGAUACCUUACGUGAUGGUGUUAACAAAAAUUGACCGAGCUUCCAGGGGAGCGUUGUUGAAGAACGUACUGGAGAUCCAGGAGUUUGUAAAGGAGAAAACUCAGGGAUGCUUUCCUCAGCUAUUCCUGGUCAGUUCUCUGGAGUUUUCAGGGGUUCACUUGCUAAGGUGUUUUGUAGCCCAUGUUACUGGAAACCUGCCUACUGUAGAUGCCAACUGAGAAGACUGACUCCUGAUCUGCUCAGCUCAUCCAGAACAAAAGGUGCAGCGUGAUAGCAUGCCUUGCAUACCUCGAGUUGUCCCUGUUCCAGGUGGAUGAAGGAAAGGACACAUCUUUAAUGGGAUCUGCUUUUUGAUUACUGUUGGCAUGGAACAAAAGACUGGCAUGUAGGGGAACUCUCUCCUUCUGCACUUUAUCAUCAGUCAGUGCUGCAGCUACCUCCUGUUUUAGAUCCAGCAUGAAGUUCUGCAGCUGCACUCAGAUGAACUGCCAGAGAUAGAGAUGAGACACACUGUCUGUUAUCUGCAUCCUGUUCUACCCUGGCAGCUGAAGUACAAUACUGAUGUCCCAUACUCGUCAGGGGCACUGUAACAACAGCUGGCAGAACUGUGUCCUGCAGCAGCUAAAGAGCACCUGAAGUUGGCUCAUUACAAGGCACAGAAUUAGAGGGGGGAAAAAAAAAAAAAAAGCCUGCCAUCAAUAGCAGUAGUUGUUAAAAGAGAAUUUAGCCCAAAGCUGUUAAGUGCCUAUGUCAAACUCUAGCACUCAGUCUUGUCAUGUCUUAACAUUGUCAAAUGUGUGUAUGCAGUUGUCAAAAGUUACUUAAAUUAAGUGUUUAAACCUCAAGAAAAGGCAGGUCUUUUGUGAACCACUCUGAGGUAUUUUUAGUGUUUUGUUUCAUUAUGGAAUUUUUUGUAACUCUUAAGAUUAAACAUGAGGCGAGGUC
This is a messenger RNA of Harpia harpyja (harpy eagle), 1607 nucleotides long. RefSeq names its product GTP binding protein 8 (putative) (gene GTPBP8). The record is from RefSeq and is a predicted model, not a curated record. Bases 26 to 880 code for a protein of 284 amino acids. The transcript is spliced from 7 exons. Gene Ontology annotation, cellular component: mitochondrion. Gene Ontology annotation, molecular function: GTP binding. Lineage: Eukaryota; Metazoa; Chordata; Aves; Accipitriformes; Accipitridae.